GAAAAGGGUGGUAAGCAGCUCCGCAGGAAAAAGGGUUCUCCACAGAAAAAGGAAUUACCUGACUCAUCACCUGUCAAAAAAGUAACACGUGGCAUGCAAAAGGUGGAGGAGACCAUUACUUCUGACAGUUCCAAAGUUGCUGCUUCAGCUGAAUUAGUGAAAAAGGAUAAACCGAAUCUAAGAAAAAAAGGUUCUCCACAGAAAAAGGACUUGCCUGACUCUUCACCAUGUGUAGAGCCAUCAUCUCCCAAACGAAAAGUAGAAGAAAAUGUGGCCUGUGACACUUCUAGAAUUGCUGCUUUAGGAAAAAGUCCACAAGGAAAACGUGCAAGACGAAGUGCUGUGGAACCUCUUCCAGAGAACGAAAUCCUUACUGACAUUAAUGCCAAGAGCUGGCAGCUACUAAAGCUUGUUGCAAACGAUGAAAAUGGAGUGCUUUAUGAAGCUCGGGGUACCUCUGGUGCUACUGCCAAGGAACAGUACUUACUGAAGCUGGAUACAAAAGAAGGAAGGAUUUUCAAUGAACAAAACUUUUUUCUCCGUGCUGUAAAACCCAAAACAGUUCAGAUGUGGCAGAAGUCUCACGGUGUUAAUUUUCUGGGAAUUCCACCUUGUAUAGGUUUUGGUCUUCAUGCAGAGAAGUAUAGGUUCCUCGUGUUUCCAGAUUAUGGUAACAGCUUGCAGUCUUUCCUAGAUGCAAGUAAGAAACUGUUGUCUGAGAAAGCUGUUUUUCAAAUUACCUACAGACUGAUUAGUGUCCUGGAAUACAUCCAUGAUAAUGAAUACGUGCAUGGUGAUAUCAAAGCAGAGAAUCUGUUUGCCACCACUACUGACCUUACAAAGAUCUACCUGACAGGUUAUGGCCAUGCAUUCCGAUACUAUCCUAGUGGAAAACAUGUCGAGUAUAGAGAAGGCAGCAGGACUCUUCAUGAGGGUACAGUGGAGUUCACCAGCCUAGACAGCCACAAAGGAGUAGGGCCUUCUUGUCGAAGUGACCUUGAGUCCCUUGGUUACUGUAUGGUUAAGUGGCUGACUGGAUCAUUGCCAUGGAGCUCAAUGCUUGAGAAGCCUAAAGAUGUCACGGCACUGAAACAGAAAUGUAAAGAAGAUCCAACAAGUUUCCUGAAGCAGUGCUUUGGCAAAAAGAAAAUCCCAGAUGCAUUAAUUACUUACUUUCAGCAUGUGGCAUCACUUCGCUAUGAAGAAAAGCCAAAUUAUGAACAGCUGAAGACAACACUUCAGAAUGCACUGAAAAAGUUGAAAACCACCGUUGAUGACCCAGUGGACUUGUAAUUUGCUCAAUAGAAUUUCUUAUUUUAUUGAGAAUGUGAACAUGCCAUUUACUCGGAUGGGCUAAGAAUGGACUUGCUUUAACUGCUGUUUUCUCUGUAAUUUUACAAGUGUUUCAUAGAAAGAUAUUCAAUGAUUUUAUUCUUUUUUAUUUUUGCUGUUCCGGUGUGUAUGCUUUUAUCAUAAAUUCUGAAGGUCAAUGGUUUUUUUUAUUAUUUCUGAACCAUAGCACUGCUUUUUUACUGAUUUCAUUUUUAAACUUUUAUUGGAAGUGUAAUAGGAUACCCAUUUUUUAUUUACCUAUUGUGACAAAAUACCACCUUUGUAGUCAGCUGCAAUGUGGUUAAAUUCUGGCUUGAGUGUGCCUUUCACUGAAACUGAAUUUUUUCACCUGCAAUGUUAUAGUCACAUUGACUUCAAUGUCAUUUUUAUUGGUGAACUGCAUAAUUAAAGCCACACAUCUCACCUUGUCUUAAAUGUAUAUAUCAUUAAUACAUUAGUAUUAUGCCAUAGCUUGGUCUGUUGUGUUAUACAUUCAUGUAAACGUUGUAUCUUAAUUUCUUUUUUAAAACAAAUGCUUUGCUACUUGUCUCAUUUUGGCAUUUUAACCAUUCAUUGUUGUAAGUGUAUUUUUCUUUAAUAACUUCAUUCUGUUGUUCCGAUUGUUUUGGUGUGUCAUGAGAUUUAUUCAGAGAAUAUAAAAAUGUUAUAUAAAGCCUUAA
This is a messenger RNA of Protopterus annectens (West African lungfish), 2012 nucleotides long. It is a transcript of the gene VRK3, whose product is annotated as VRK serine/threonine kinase 3. The record is from RefSeq and is a predicted model, not a curated record. Bases 94 to 1293 code for a protein of 399 amino acids. The transcript is spliced from 13 exons. Gene Ontology annotation, cellular component: cytoplasm; nucleus. Gene Ontology annotation, biological process: signal transduction; peptidyl-serine phosphorylation. NCBI's taxonomy places the organism in Eukaryota, Metazoa, Chordata, Ceratodontiformes, Protopteridae. Gene Ontology annotation, molecular function: protein serine/threonine kinase activity; ATP binding.